This is a messenger RNA of Boleophthalmus pectinirostris (great blue-spotted mudskipper), 3339 nucleotides long. RefSeq lists its product as uncharacterized. Bases 122 to 3124 code for a protein of 1000 amino acids. Gene Ontology annotation, molecular function: acrosin binding; structural constituent of egg coat. NCBI's taxonomy places the organism in Eukaryota, Metazoa, Chordata, Actinopteri, Gobiiformes, Gobiidae. Gene Ontology annotation, cellular component: egg coat. The record is from RefSeq and is a predicted model, not a curated record. Gene Ontology annotation, biological process: prevention of polyspermy; binding of sperm to zona pellucida. The transcript is spliced from 14 exons.
UGUAGGCCAAGAAAAUAUGCUAAUUGAAUGUUCUCCUCAUUAGCCUGUAGCACCUGUUUAUUAUGAUUAUCCCUGAUGAGAGAGCAGGUGUGUGGCCCGAAACAAAAUAAAAGGCUCACCAAUGCGCUUCUAUCUGCUGUUUUACGCGCAGCUAAGAUUUGCUAUGAAUUGGAAGCAGAAAGGAUAUUGCUUGGGUGUUGUUGUCAUCUGCACCAUUGCAAUAAGUUUUCAUCUAGGGGCUAGUGAGCCGGUUGAUUAUUCGGCACGGCCAUCUGAACACCCCGGGUUUAAUAAUGACAUGGAGAGCGCUUUGACUGCGGAAACAUUGGCACCGAGGUCAAGAGAAAGGCGUCAUCGUUUAGGCUCGAGAAAACCCAGCACACUUUUUAUGAAAACAAAAGAAACAUUCGGAGAGACGUCUAAAUUUACUCAAAACAAACCUAAGAUGGAGACUUUAUUAGAUCAAAAUCAGAAUAAUCCGUCUAUUUACUUCAACACUAACUGUUCUAGGGGACAAGUCAAGCCGAUUGUUUAUGGAAGGUUUGACUACAGUGGUACAGAUGUCCAGGCUCAGAUCAGAGAGGAGCUGCAGCCUGUGGUGGAGUGUGCGGCGGACUCGAUGACUCUCACUGUGAGGACCAGAGCUGUGCAGCUCCGUAUCAGCACAGGAAAUGACUCUUCACUUCCUUUGUCGAAGAUACCAUUUUGGUGUGGUUUCUCUGUUCACAAAAAUAUAAGAGAAAUUUCUGUAGUUGCUCACUAUAAUGGCUGUCAUGUUACUGUUCAGAACAAUCGUCAUGUGCUGUCUUUGCUGUGGCGGAGGACAGCUGUAAGGAUAUCAUGUCCAGUGUCUCUAGUGAAGUCCCAGGCUUUGGAUGGACUGUCCCUGUGUUGCUCUCCCUCUGACUUAACCAUCAGCAUUCAAGGCCAGUCUGUGUCCAAGGAGCCCAAUGUAAAUGUCCGGGGUGAGUGGACUCCCCUGCUCGAGUUGGUGCAGCACUGUGGGUACAGUUUGAAAAGAGGAAACGCAGAGAUUGUAAUCACUGUGCCGUUUCUGGCAUGUGGCAUCACAUCAAGAGGAGGAAAUCAUACACUUUCUAUUCAACUUAUGGAAGAAGUAUUUUUCUUCUCAUGUCCCAUAGCUACUAAAAGAUCUUCUCAAUCAAAUCAAGCUCAUGAAUCUACUGCAACAAAAACUAAACCAGUGACACCAGACCUGAAGCCCAAUCAAUGGGCACAACCAUUUUACCUGGCACCGCCCUACUACCCUCGUCCUACACGGCACCACAGAGACCAUGUCCCACAGGUGACUCCUCCGCUCAGGACAAUGAAAUCUCCACUUAAAAAACCACAACAAGAUGAGCAGGGUGACCAAAUACGACCACCAGAGGACUACUACAGUAUGCGGACAUCACUGCGAGACUCGAGCCAAAUUUUUCCUGAUUUCAAAGAUGCUUUUACCAUGAAACAUCCUCCACCAUCACUGAAGGGUUCCAGUCCUAGUAUGCCCCCUCACCACUAUGUUUUCAAUCCAUACUAUCACUACUACCACCUUCCUAAAAUCCCACAGAAUCCUGGUUCUACAGUGGAGCCACGGCACUCAAGUGAAGCGGGUAACAUUACACCUUUGUUUUAUUUGAACUCUGCAACUGAUCUUAAUACCACACCCCCUCCACUGCUCUAUGCCUUCCUGCAGCAUGACCUUAUUGAAAAAAUUAACUUUGGAGAGUCUCAGAAGCCAGUGCAUGGUACGUCUGAAGUCUAUAAACAACACAAUAUGAAGACCGAUGACCUAAGAAUUAAUCCAAAUAUUCAAAUAUCAAAUAUGAAUGAUCAAAGAGCCUUUGUAACAAUGACCCCUGCUGGUGAAUCCACACCUUCUGCCAAACAUUCUACCACGUUCAUUCACCCCCUGCCUUAUAACUACUACCAGUUAUUUUCUGGACCUAAACGUGAGAACCAUCCUAUUCCAGCUUCUAUACUCCCUCCACAACAAAGUGCAGAUCCUAUUAUUCAGAGUGCAGAUGUGCAGCAGAGUUUUGGCUCAGACUUCCAGCCUGUCCCUGAGCUGUUUGUACCAGUACAUGAUGCAGCAGAAACCCUGAUGAAUGAAAGGCAAUCGACUCCAUACUCCGAUCUCUCACCUGACCACAGCCGCUGGGAGGAAUGGGUCAUUCAAGCAGCUCCAGUGAACUAUGCUGUAUUCCCUCUAAUGUCUGUACUAGAAGAACAUCCUGAGGAUGCCAGUGUGCAAGGUCAAACUAGUGCCAGCAUGACCCCGCCCUUUGACGCGCCCAGCUGCCCUGGCACUGUGUCACAUUUCCACUGUUCCAUCUCUCUUGACUGCUCUGCUUUGCCUGUGGAGGAUUGCAUCUUGGGAGAGUACCUUUUGUUUUCCUUACCUGAAUCUGUGGGUGAACCCAAAGUCUCAGAUCCUGAUCACUCCAAAGUAUCCUGUGCCAUUGGCCAUUUGACCUCUAGUCCCAAACUGUACUUUGUGUCCCCAAAAGACUGUGGGGUCACAACACGAGUCAGUGAUUCACUGAUAAACUAUCAGCUAGAACUUGAAACUUGUGACUCUGCCAAUUCCUUAAUGAGCUUUAUGGUGGAAUGUAGCUUCUAUCCUGGUUUUCUCAGAGCAGAGCCACUGUUCAUACUGGACCCUUUGCCACCUCAAUAUACAGCUGCCACCCCCGUACAGAUGAGACUAGCUACAGAUGAGUCACUGAGCUUCCAGCCCUUGGACCACCUUCCCCUCCACAGUUUACGAGGCAGGCUGGUGUAUAUAGAGCUCACACUGCUGCCUCCUGACCCCAGUGUGGCGCUGUGGGUCCACUACUGCUUGGCGUACACUUUAACUCCAUAUGCCAGUGCCAUACUCAUUUACGAUGGCUGUUCCUCUGAAAGCACUUCACAGCAUCUUCUUUCAGUCUAUCCUAACACAAAGUAUAUUGUGGUCAUCAGCUUCCUGUCCUUCACUUCACCAAGUCCUUUAGUCGUGGAUGAUGUGAACCCUGAGGUUUACUUUUUUUGCUCGACUGAGGUAUGCUCUGCAGUACAUGGGGUUUGCUCUGUAGGCUGCAUCAAUUGUAACAGUGAAGACUUUGAAAUGAUAAGGUCCUGAAUGAGAAUGAAUAGACACUUGAACAAGACAAUAUCUAAUAAAAUUAUAAAUGAUAAACACUAAAACCAUUGUAUUUCAUCAUAUGCAAGAAAUACUGUGGACUAUGUUUGGAUCCCCAGACCGGUUCACUUGAAGCUCUUUGCCACUUUUGACUGCGUGCAAUUCCAUGCCCCAGGUGAGGCUGUUGGGCUCUGUGUGGUGAGGCAGUGGCUCCU